AUGUCGUCAAGUUUAGAGAAUUCGGAUUCGUACGGUAUAGUUAUUGAUGCAGGUUCAUCUGGAUCGAGAAUUCACAUUUACAAAUGGUCAUUAUCUGUGCCAAAUGAAGACAAUACAGCAAAUGAGGGUGGAAUAAAAUUGUCACACUCUGUACCACAGAUUUAUCAAGAUGAUGAAUGGACAUCUAAGACUACUCCUGGUUUAUCAACUUACGAAAUGAAGCCAGAUAAGGCCUUUUCGAAACAUGUCAAGCCAUUAUUAAAGUUUGCAGAAAAAUAUAUACCAAAAGAUAAACUUAAGGAGACACCAGUGUUUUUGCAAGCCACCGCUGGUAUGAGAUUACUUCCAGUGGAUAGGCAAAAAAAGAUUUUACAAAACAUUUGCAAAGGUAUUAAACAAUCUACCGGAUUCUUAAUGGAAGACUGUAAUUCACAAAUUCAAGUUAUAGAUGGUGAAACAGAAGGGCUAUAUGGAUGGCUAAGUUUAAAUUACUUAUCGGGAUAUUUUAAUAAUUUCGAUGCUUCUUCACCAAGCCACUUUACAUUGGGCUUUAUGGAUAUGGGUGGGGCUUCUACACAAAUCGCAUUUUCACCCAGUGAUAAAGAACAAGUUAAGAAGCAUUCAGAUGAUAUAUCUAACGUAUAUCUAAGGAGUAUCAAUGGUGAUAUACAGCAGUGGGAUGUUUUUGUAAGUACUUGGUUAGGUUUUGGGGCAAAUCAGGCAAGAAAGAGAUAUUUCUCACAACUAAUUAAUUCAUUACCUGAAAAUACAAAUGAUUACGAUGACGAUGACUUCGUUACAAGGAAAAUCUCAGAUCCAUGCAUGCCAAAAGGCUCAGAAACAAAAUUUGAAUUCAAAGGAAAAAAGUUUACUCUCACUGGGUCUGGUGACAAUGAACAAUGUUCUAAAUUAAUAUACCCGCUUUUAUUGAAGAAUCUUCCCUGCAAUGAUGACCCUUGUUUAUUUAAUGGUGUACAUGCUCCACAGAUUGAUUAUUAUAAUGACAAAUUUGUCGGUGUAUCCGAAUAUUGGUAUACCGCCAAUGAUGUAUUCAAACUAGGCGGCGAAUAUGACUUUUAUCAAUUUAGUACAAAGGUAAAGGAAUUUUGUAAUACAGAUUGGGAUAUAAUAAAAAAGAACAGUAAAGAUGGUAUGUACAAUUCAAUACCAGAUUCCUUUCUAAUGGACUCAUGUUUCAAAGCAAACUGGGUUCUAAAUGUUCUGUAUGAGGGUUUUGGGUUGCCUCGCAUAGACGUUGACGAAUUAAAGGAUACAUCAGCUAAUGCCAAUUAUCCUCUAUUUCAGAGUGCUGAUAAAAUAAACAAUAGAGAAGUAUCAUGGACUUUAGGUAAAAUCCUACUAUACGCUUCUGGAACAAUUCUUGCAGGUGAUCAGAGUAUAAAUGUCGGAGUUGAACCAAGCUCAAAUAGUGCCAUUAAUUUUGGGAGCAAAUUUAUCAUGGGAGGUUUAAAGAGGAUAGAUAACAGAAGUAGCCAUUCUUUAGGUGUUUUGAGAUUUUUUUUUAUAAUCAUGACGAUAUUCAUAGUUUGGUAUUUGGUUCUAUCCAAAUCCCAGACCUUCAAAGAUAUAUCAAUUAAAAUGGAAUUUCUAGGUCUUAUUGAAAAAAUCAAGUUUAAAUUGUCUAGACAUCAAUAUUAUAACGAAUUGAGCAAUAAACUUUCAAAAUUAGAAGAAGGUAUCAAUGUAGAAGAAGACAUUUCUUACAAUCUAGAUUCUAAUAAUGAUGUAAAGCUAAGGAGUAAAAGUAUGUUCAACCUAAAUACCGACAAUCACAGUAGAUCUGGAUCCAACAGACCACAUGGUAAAAGUCCUUUGGCCUCAAAAGGAAAUAAUAUUUCAAAUUCUCCAUUAUCUUUGACAUCGUCUGAUCCAACCAAAUUAAGACCAACAUUUUCAUUAGCUGACUUUUCAAAGUACAAAGAUGGGAAGUCAACUGAUUAG
Molecule: messenger RNA, 1962 nt
Organism: Vanderwaltozyma polyspora DSM 70294
Lineage: Eukaryota; Fungi; Ascomycota; Saccharomycetes; Saccharomycetales; Saccharomycetaceae
Gene: YND1
Product: apyrase
Exons: 1
Coding region: 1-1962 (653 amino acids)
Biological process (GO): nucleoside diphosphate catabolic process
Cellular component (GO): membrane
Molecular function (GO): nucleoside diphosphate phosphatase activity
Source: RefSeq, a predicted model, not a curated record